AUGUCCAAUCCAGAACAUGCGUACCAAGAACUUGCCCAAGUCUUCACAUUGAGAGGCAAUCAAGUCCUCGAGAUCGAAAUCAUUCCAUCAAGCCUAGGCUCAUUCCUGCAUGAUGGAAACGCUCUCGGAAUAAGCAAGAAGACACUCGUCGCCGCAUACACAGUCGCGCGACAGCUCUUCAGAGACCUUCCGCCCAAUGAUUUCUCCCAACCCGCCAUCACGGAGAUCAUGCUCCUCUUCGACUGUGAGCACUUGACAGCCUGCAACUGGCGCAAGCGUCGACUCACCGCAGCAACGGUCACAGAAUCCGAGGAGCUGCUCCAAGCCGAGCUCACGCUGAUGACCAGCUACCAGUGCUCCCCGCUCCAUCGCCACACCAAGUCGCCAACACUAUGGCACCACCGACUAUGGCUGCUAGGCCAUAUACUACGAGUGCCUCGGACCCCGAGCGAGCUGUUGAGUAUCCUGCGCACAGAGCUGGAAGUCGUUCAUCGAGCAGGAGAAUUACAUCCGAGAAAUUACUACGCUUUCAGUCACAUCCGCCAAGUGUCUGUUCUUCUAGUCGAGAUGGGCGCAUACUGGGAUCCGUCGAUGAUCGACCGUGUGAUUGACUGGUGUCUGGCUCACCCGCGGGAUAUCUCCGGAUGGAGCUUUGCUGUGUAUAUAUUGGAUUCCUCAACCCGGCAAUCCCAGCUGUCUGCGCUUGAGAAGGUCACUCAAUUUGCACUUGGAGUCGGAUGGGAAGGCGAGAGUCUCUGGACAUUCAUCGCGCAAGCCGCCACUCAGUUCAGCCUUGGAGACUCGGUACUGAGCAUUUUAAUUCCGCCGGGGCAGACAAGCGACAUCUCCCUGGUCCAGUCGGACUCGAAGUGGUCGACGUGGCUAGGGUUGGCGCGGGCAUGUUGGACGCACGACGGCCGUUAG
Penicillium brevicompactum is the source of this 924-nucleotide messenger RNA. RefSeq lists its product as uncharacterized. The record is from RefSeq and is a predicted model, not a curated record. Gene Ontology annotation, molecular function: protein prenyltransferase activity. Gene Ontology annotation, cellular component: cytoplasm. The transcript has a single exon. The coding region runs from base 1 to 924 and encodes 307 amino acids. NCBI's taxonomy places the organism in Eukaryota, Fungi, Ascomycota, Eurotiomycetes, Eurotiales, Aspergillaceae. Gene Ontology annotation, biological process: protein prenylation.